Camponotus floridanus (Florida carpenter ant) is the source of this 2869-nucleotide messenger RNA. Its product is annotated as aminopeptidase N-like. Lineage: Eukaryota; Metazoa; Arthropoda; Insecta; Hymenoptera; Formicidae. Gene Ontology annotation, molecular function: zinc ion binding; metalloaminopeptidase activity; peptide binding. Gene Ontology annotation, biological process: proteolysis; peptide catabolic process. Bases 93 to 2786 code for a protein of 897 amino acids. The transcript is spliced from 12 exons. The record is from RefSeq and is a predicted model, not a curated record. Gene Ontology annotation, cellular component: cytoplasm.
CUCUUGAAGUGGUAAGAUCGCGAUUCAACGUUUAUUUCAUAUUAUAAAUCUGUAGCUGCCUCAUAAAAUAGGAUAUCCGAAGAAAAUUUAACAUGAUAUUCAUAAAACUAUUAUUAAGUAGUAGUUUAAUAUACAUGACCGCAAUGACAAUAACGAUUUCUACUAAUGAUGAAAAAUCGGAUGUCGUGUGGCGCAAUGAAUUGAACUACAAUUUGUCAGACACUAUAUUGCCAUUACAUUAUUCAAUACGAGUUAUAUUUCUCCCUAAGCGGCCUCAUCUUAUCAGUGAAUGUAAAAUCAUUAUUAAUAUUAUGUUUGCAACACAACACAUAAAUUUUAAUUUACCGAAUUCGAAAUGUAUUCUAAUUGGAGCGAGCUUAAGACAAUUAUGUAAUGGAGGGGACUAUCCAAUUAAAUUACCAAUAUAUUAUGGAAAAAACAAUAUUGUCAUGUUAGACUUUGACGACUUUUUGUUACCUGGUACAUAUCUUUUGAAAAUCUAUUUCAUUAAUAAUAAUUUUACAAUAAACGUUUCUGAAAAUUACGAAAUUCCGUUUAUAAAGGAAGGAGAAGAUAGAAGAUGGUUAAUAGUAACAAAUAUUCAAACAAAAAAACAGCAAAUAUUUCCGUAUUGGAACAACCCAGAAUUGAAAGUUUAUUUUGAUAUUUCUAUAAACCAUCAUCGACAAUACACAGUUUUGUCAAAUAUGCCGAUACAAAUAUCUAAACCGGCGCUCUAUAAUACGAUGUGGACACAUUUUCACACGACUCCUUUGAUCUCCAUAGAUAGUAUAGUAUUAGUAGUAACUAAUUAUUAUCAGAUCAGUAAUGUGAUUAACAAUAAAACUGUUAGCAUGUUGUACAGACCGCAAUUGAAAUCGCAAAUGAAAUUUUCGCUAUAUAUUAUUGAAAAUAUUAUUAGAUACUUACAAAAUAAUUCGAUGUAUGUCUUUGAAAAGACUUAUGUUUUGUUUGAAAAGAAAGUGGAUGUAGCAAUCUUGGAUAUAAAAGAUGAAGUCAAACAGAAAUUGGGAUUCGUUUUUUAUAGAGAAGCAGAUAUUGUUUACGAUGAAAAAUUACAUCCUAUCAUAUACAAAAUAAGAAUUGCUCACAUUAUAGCACGUGGGAUGGCACAAAAAUGCAAUCUGUUGAGUCCAUCUUAUUGGUUUGAUCAAUGGUUAAACGAGGGCUUUAAAAUAUAUUUCGAAACAUAUAUCAUCGAGAAGGCUCUGCCAAAUUUCCCGAUGAUGGAUUUGUUUGUAGUUCAAGUUCAACAUGAAUUACUCGAUCUAAACACUUAUAUCGUUAUAAAUUAUGCUAUAGAAUAUAAUAUCUAUUCUGAAAAUUAUUACUCUUCUCUUUCCCACAACAAAGGUUUCAUUAUAUGGCGCAUGUUAGAAUUAACAUUUUCGCCUGAUAUAUUUUCAAAAAGUAUCGACAUAUAUUUGAAUAAUCAAUUCAGUGAGCCUGAAGCAACAACUUCCAGUCAUUUAUGGAAUGCUAUGCAAUCUGUCAUGAACGCAUUAAAUUACACAUUAGAGUUUAAUAUAAAAAGUAUGAUAGAUUCAUGGGCUACGCAGAGUUGUUUUUCCGUAUUAGAGGUGAUGCGAAAUUAUUCUAGCAAUACUGUAACUAUAUCGAUACGAUUUCACAACAAAUUAGAUGUAGAACAAUAUUAUAUACCUGUUACUUACACUACGGAAUCAAAACUCAAUUUUAAUAUAACUUGGACAAAUAUUACUUGGUUAACACCACGGCAUUCAGAAAUUAAAUUCUUUUUUGAGGAAGAUCAGUGGAUUAUUUUCAAUUUACAACAAGCUGGAUACUAUCGCGUCUAUUAUGAUACUGAGAAUUGGCGAAAAAUUGGGCGAUACUUGAAUUCUAAAGAAUAUGAGAAUAUACAUGUUCUCAAUCGAGCACAAAUUAUCGAUGAUGCAUUCCAUUUUGCGGUAGAGAAGGAACUUGAAUUCUCAGUAUUUUGGAAAAUUGCUCAAUAUUUGUCAAAUGAAAGAGAUUACAUAGCAUGGUAUCCUAUGAUCAAAGCUUUUGAAUUUAUGUCGAAUAUUUUCGUAUUCUUGUGGUAUUACCCUCAAUUCCAGGAAGUGAUAAGAAGAAUGGAAUUUUUAAUAUUGUGGAAUGUGUCUGGAGAACAUAACGAUCAUAUUGAAUGUUUAAAGCAAGAAGUUGCAAAGUGGAGAUGUAUUGCGGAUGAUUUUUCAUGUAAAACACAGGCCCAUAAUCAAUUGCAAGAGCAUCUGAUAAAUCCUGAAAAAAACAAAUUAUCACCUGGAUGGAAGAGGUGGACAUACUGUAAUGGUUUGAAAAUCGCAGAUAAUAAUAUAUGGAAUCAAGUUUUCAAUAAUCAAUUAAUGAAAAAAAUUGAUCCUAUGAUUUUAGAAUGUCUAGCUAAUGUUGAAGAUUCUAGAAUAUUAAUGCCUUAUUUUCAGAGCCAAUUGUUUGACUUUAUGUUUAAUGUAGCUUAUUAUAAACCAUCAGAGAGAGCCUUAACUGCACCUACUUUUCUUAUUAUUCUUGCGAAAAAUACGGAUCUGCUUGAAGAGAUAUUAAAUAAUUUCAAAAACAUUGUAGAAAGGAGAGUCAAUGAGAUUACAGCAUUAACUGUCAUAAUUAACAAUGUGUAUUCUAAGGGACAGUUAGACAAGAUAACAAACUUCAUUAGAAAAAAGUUUCAAGAACCAAUGAUUUUCGAUAUUGAACGCAAGAUACAAACACGCACUUCAGAAAUCGAAAGACAAAUAGAAUUUCUUUCUUCUUUCAUCGAUUAAAAAUAUAAAGAUGUAUAAUGCGUCGAUCUAUUUAGAAGUCGAUACUACAGCAUGAAUGAGAUAAGAUUUAUAAAUUAAUAUAC